Messenger RNA from Dendrobium catenatum, 1927 nucleotides. RefSeq names its product aberrant root formation protein 4. Gene Ontology annotation, molecular function: ubiquitin-protein transferase inhibitor activity. The transcript has 12 exons. Lineage: Eukaryota; Viridiplantae; Streptophyta; Magnoliopsida; Asparagales; Orchidaceae. The record is from RefSeq and is a predicted model, not a curated record. Gene Ontology annotation, cellular component: cytoplasm. Bases 280 to 1704 code for a protein of 474 amino acids.
CAAGCAUGCGCUAAUGCUCCUCCGCUGUUAUCUUCUUCUCAAUACACAUACAAAAUCAGAUGCUGUUGUGAUUGGAUGUGGUCUUUUAUUGUUUUAGGCGAUUUUACUUCAAAAUUACUUACUUAUUUCUCAAUUUCUCUGGUCUUUUGUUAUUCACUAUUUUUUUGUUCGGAUUGCAUCUAACUUAACUAUAUGUUGUAUUCAUAGUUUCUUAACUAUUAGUUUUGUUUUUUAUAUUGUUUUAAGAUAUUUACAAGAUCCUGGGGUUAAUGGCGAGGUAUGUUGAGGAAGGCAUUAACAUCUCAUGCUGAUGCUUCUGAAGCAAUUGGAUGCUACAGUCAUUUUGUGUUUGGGCUCUCAAAAGUUCUUCUUCGUUGUCAGAGACGGCAUGUAGAACAAGUAAAAGUGGUUUUGCCUGUUAUUCUUAAGGUUCUAAAUGUUGCUUUUUCGGAGAGUGAUGAAGAAGAUACAGAUUCUCUAAAUGAUUUAUCCUCUGCUGCCAUUAGCAUUGGUUCAUCAAUCCAAGAAAUUUGCCAAAAGUUGGAAGGACAAAGAAAAGAAGUACUUUGUGCUAUACUUGGCCUUUAUGUUCUGCAAAACAUUGCUCUUAUUUCGAGAUCAAGACAAAGGCAUAUUGUUGAAAGUUCCUCCUUGAUUGUAGCAAAAUUUUCUCAGUUCCUCCCAUUUUGUGGACUAUCUUACUUUGGCCUUCUUUCUGGGGAUUUAGAUAAAAUUAAUGAUAUCUGUAAAGAAAGUGAUGUAGAUAUUGAUGAAGAUGACUUCAUGGUUUGCUUUUCAUCCGCCGCUGAUGGAGCGAGUCUAGCUGUGAUAUGGGGCCAUAUUUCUGCUGAGGUUGAAGAAGCUGCUGUGGAGCAGUUGGAUAUUGUUAUUAGUAAAAUUCGACAAGACUGUUUUAGGCGGUGGCAAGCUAUAGGGAUGUUCAAACAUAUACUUAUAUCUAUCGACUAUCCCUGGAUAAUAAAAUCCCAUUGUAUGGAUGUUUUACUAAGUAUGAUAGAUGGAAUUAUUCCUGAAGAACAUAUUGGUAGUGAUGAUGAUUUCUCAGCCAUUCUGCCUAACCUAUUUACAACUCUCAUGGCUAUUGAAAGAAUCAUGAUGGGUGCUCCAGAUCUCCCGUUAAGAAGGAAAGCUUUCAGUGCACUCAGAAAGGUAGUCUCAGAUAUCCCAUGCUCUCAAAGAUUUGACACACUGAAGGCUCUUAUUACAAAUAGUGAUUCUCCUUCCAUGGUAGCCAUUCUUAUUGAUAUUGUGAAGGAGGGAGUUUUGGUAGAUAAUCAUCAAAACAAUUUGACUAAAGAUCAAAAUAGAAAGGAAUUUUCUAAAUUAUGGGGUUCUAAUGCACUUGGCAUUGUGGAAAUGAUACUAAGGCCUCCUAAAGGAGGACCUCCUUCCCUGCCAGAGCAUAGUGAGCCGGUCUUAUCUGCUCUCAACCUCUACCGUUUUAUAUUGAUAAUUGAAUUAACAGGAAAAACAAAUUACACCAAUGUGUUGAGUGAGGAUUCGUUGCGGAAGGCCUAUUCAGAAUGGCUUAUGCCUCUUACAACACUCAUCUCGAGGAUCCUAGCAGAAAAUGACCAAGAUGAUCAUGAACUUGCAGAAAGCAUUACAUGUGCAUUAGCUCCUGUUCAGUUGGUAUUAUAUCGAUGCAUCGAGUUAGUAGAAGAAAGCUUGAAACAUCCAUAGCAUACUUUAGUUCUUCAAGCCCGUGCCUUCUGUAUAAGUUUUGCUUCUCCUGUUCAAUUUUUGAAGUAGCCUUCAAGAGAUCCAUUGAUGUUGAUGAAGAAUGUAACUCAGAUGAAAGUUGUAAAAAUUAUUUGUAAAUAAUAAAUUUAAGCUGUGUUUGGGAUGGCUUUCAUCCCAAAUGAAACUUUCGUAUCUCAAACAGCGAUUAAACUUGAUGUGGUUA